Messenger RNA from Rhopalosiphum padi (bird cherry-oat aphid), 3366 nucleotides. It is a transcript of the gene sau, whose product is annotated as Golgi phosphoprotein 3 homolog sauron. Gene Ontology annotation, biological process: Golgi to plasma membrane protein transport; Golgi organization; retrograde vesicle-mediated transport, Golgi to endoplasmic reticulum. The record is from RefSeq and is a predicted model, not a curated record. The transcript has 4 exons. Gene Ontology annotation, cellular component: Golgi cisterna; trans-Golgi network; cytosol. Gene Ontology annotation, molecular function: phosphatidylinositol-4-phosphate binding. NCBI's taxonomy places the organism in Eukaryota, Metazoa, Arthropoda, Insecta, Hemiptera, Aphididae. The coding region runs from base 527 to 1393 and encodes 288 amino acids.
UAUGACUGAUAUAACGAAUAAUAAUAAUAACAAUCGCAAUCUCGAUUUUCGUAGGAAAAGUCUAGGCGCGACGCGUUAUUGCGAUAGCGAACAUCUUCCACGCCGUGUUAGUAUGUUAUCAUCUCGCUUGGCCCAUAGACCACAGAACGAUUUAAUCGUCCGUGGACGACUGCAUUUUAUCUGAGGCCGUGGUUUUGGUAUUUGUGCGCUUAGGAAGGGGCGGUGAAAACGUAUUACAUUAUCGUGAAUUGUGAUACCGCCAUACGAUAUUAUUAUUAUUAUUAUGCCAUUACUACUACUGUAGUCUGUAAUAUUGUGUAGACGUCAACAAAAAAAAUCCUUAUCAAUAAUUGUGCGUUCUCGCCCUCUCGGAAUUCGCAUUCGCGUCAAAAACGCAGAGAGCGUAACCCUUUGCACGGCAACGUUCGUUUUUCAGUCCAUUGGGUUUGGUAUUUUUCGCGGAAAUUUUGUUUCCAACACGAUACCCGGGUGAUUACAGGCGAGUACCCAAACACGGUCCGCCGAGAUGAUGAGCCGCGCUGAUGGUCUGGUGCAGAGGCGCAACGUCAAUAGGGACAAUACGGACGGCGUGUCCAAGGAGAACGGGCAGUCGGCGGCAGACAAGCUUGACUACGAGGAGGACAUCGACGAUGGUGACUCGAAAGAAACACGGCUCACGUUAAUGGAAGAAGUGCUGCUGCUUGGUCUCAAAGACAAAGAGGGGUAUACAUCAUUUUGGAAUGAUUCAAUUUCAUCUGGCUUACGUGGAUGUAUACUUGUCGAACUUGCACUUCGUCAAAGAAUUGAACUAGAAAAGGCAGGUAUGCGAAGGAAAAGCCUACAAAUGAGAAAAGUAAUUAUAAAAAAUGAGACACCUACAGGUGAUGUUCUAUUAGAUGAAGCUCUCAAGCAUAUCAAAGAGACCAAUCCUCCUGAAACGAUACAAAGUUGGAUUGAAUAUUUGAGUGGUGAAACGUGGAAUCCUUUGAAAAUCAAAUAUCAGCUGAAAAAUGUGAGAGAACGAUUAGCAAAAAAUUUAGUAGAGAAAGGUGUUCUUACCACUGAAAAACAAAACUUCCUUUUAUUUGAUAUGACUACGCAUCCAUUAACAGAUAAUGAAGCUAAAGUGAGACUAGUUAAAAAGGUACAAGAUGCUGUUUUGUCUCGAUGGAUUAAUGAUCCACAUAGAAUGGAUAAACGACUAUUGGCUUUAUUAUUGUUAGCUCAAGCAUCAGAUGUACUGGAAAGUGCAUUUUCUCCACUAAAUGAUGAAGAUUAUGAAUUAGCCACUAGAAGACUAAGAGAAUUAUCAGAUAUGGAUUUAGAAGUUGAGUCAAUGAAAGGUUCUACUAAUGACGUAAUUUGGGCUGUAUUUGCCAAUUUCAAUAAAUAAGUCCAUUUAAGACCAAAUAGUUAACCAACAUUCUUAAUACAUUUCUGGGGGGGAAAUAUAUAUAUGUAAUAAAAAAUAUUGUUGUAUAAUCUUUUGCCAUUUUACGAUUUAUUGAUUUUCGUAAUGAUAUUAUAUUUUUUAUCUAAAAUGCAUUGACUAGAUAAACCUAAUGUAUUUGCAAAAAUGUAAAUAACUAGAAAGUCAAUAGACUGUUGUAUAAAAAAUCAUGGUUAAAUAUCAAAUGUGAAUGCCUUGUAAUAUAUGUGUAUUAAUUAUUUUGUAAUACCAAAUAUUACUUUUUUGGUUAUUAUGAGUUAAACUAAAAUUGUGAGUAGUUAAUUUAUAUGAUACACUUAUAAAAAUAUAAACUUGCAUCUUAUAGUUCAGUAAUAAUACUGAUCAUAUAGCUACAAUUUUAGUGCCAUUUUAUUCUUAAAUCCGCUAUUGUUAUUAAAAAUGUAUUUUUAGUUAAAUUUUUAUGUUGAGAUUUAAGAUAAUUUUGUUUUAUAAGUAUGAAAUAUAUUAUUCCUUUCUUAAAACUACCAAUUUGUAUAAUUAUUUUCAUUAUUCAAUAUUCAUAUAUCAUACUUAUCAAAAUAUUUAUAUUUCAAGUGUUUUUGGAUUUAAUUUUAGUUGUAAAAAUAUCACAAAAAAAAAAGUUUUUGUAUUUACGAUCAUUUACUAAGCUUUGAUAUAAGCAUUUUUACAUAAUACAUUUUACUCCAUUGGAAAUAUUAUAAAUUUCAAGUUCUACAAAAUUCUCCAAUAUCAUGCACCAUCAAACAUUGUUAAUUAAUUUUGGUUGAAGCUACUAGUAAUAUUUUUUUAUUGAUAAAUUAGCUUUGGCUAUUUACAUCUAAUAUACCUUUUUUAUUUUGUCUUCUAGGGGUAUCUUAAGUUAAAUUUUUAUCUUGUUGUAGUAUCAUAUUCUUUUCUUACAUUAUAUAUAAAUUAAAUAAAUAAUAUUCAACAUUAUUGCAGUAUGGGUACUGAGUAUAAUAUAUAUUAACAAUGGUUGUAUGAAAAAAUGCUUUAUUUGGCUGUGAUGGGUUUUCGCAUAAUUUGAUUAAUUUAGUUAGGAAAACAUUGUAUAUAAUUUAUUUAAAAAAUUUGAUUAGAAUAUAAAAAUACAUUAUUAACAUAUUGUACACCAUACAAUUAAAAUGCAAAAUUAUUAUUAUACCAUCAAUAAUUAUGUACAUUAACUUCAUCUAAAUUUAUUUAUUUUAAUUAUUAUUGUGUUUAUUAUAAUAUAUUGUUUUCACUUUAUGUUAAAUAUUUUAAUAUUUUUUUAAAUUAUUAUUAGUAAAUUUAUAAGAACUCUACAAUAUAAUAUAAUUUGUUAAGUAUUAAAAUUGUUGCUUUUAAAAAUCUAUUAAGUUUAUUAUAUUGUGAGGGUUAGGCUAUGGGUAACAUUCUUAUAAUUUUUAUAAAUGGCUUUAAAAAAUAAUAAUAUAAAACAAUAUUUUUACCAUCAUUAUCUACAAGUGUAUGAUUAUAUAAUGAUAUUAAAUUAAUAAUUUUGGAAAAUAUAUAAUACAUAACAAAAAUAACAAUCACAUAAAUUAUAAUGGUUAGUGGUUUUAUAGUGACACAAAAAGUAAGUGGUGAUCAAGCUGUAUCACAACCACAACUAUUAGUUCUAUCUGUAGCCAUAGAUUCUCAUCAUGUUCAUCUAAUGCUUACUGUAAUGUUGAAUGCACUUGCCUUUGUAAAUAACUAUAUUUUUAGUAUUCAUUGUUAAUAUUCAAAACUAGGAUCAAGUUGGUCACUGCUUACUUCUCGUAGCCCUGAUUUUAGCACCUACAUAAAGUAUUUACACAUAUAAUUUUAGUCUUCCAGCGCGCUGUCUACUUAAACAUAAUGACUUAUGUAAUUAUACAUUUAUAAAUAUAAUAAUUUUAAUCUUAUACAAAAAAAUGUAUGUGAACUUUGUACAUCAUUUAAUUGUUUUAAUAAAAAAAUGAAAAGUA